Messenger RNA from Penicillium cosmopolitanum, 1146 nucleotides. RefSeq lists its product as uncharacterized. NCBI's taxonomy places the organism in Eukaryota, Fungi, Ascomycota, Eurotiomycetes, Eurotiales, Aspergillaceae. The record is from RefSeq and is a predicted model, not a curated record. The coding region runs from base 1 to 1146 and encodes 381 amino acids. The transcript has a single exon.
AUGAGUGCCUUCGAUAAGGUUUACAAUAGGGUCACCGACUACCUACGUAUCCCUCGCAAUACUAAGAAAGACCAGCAAGGGACCUGUGUCACAGUCCUAGGUAUCCAGAUAGACGCUAUCGCAAUGGAAGCUCGUCUGCCACCAGAAAAGUUGUGCCGCGCCACAUUGGAUGCCGCAGCUGCCCUGAACGCGGCGAGUCUCUCCCUCAAGCAAAUAGAGCGCCUCACAGGCUUACUAGCCUUCUGUUCAAGAGUUGUUCGGCUAGGAAGAACAAGGCUACAGUCCCUAUACACCUUCCAAGCCGCUUUCCCACAUGGGAGUAGCGCGCGCCGCCGUAUCCCUUACGAGGUACGUGACGAUUUGGAAUGGUGGAGGGACUCCUUGUCUCUAUUCAACGGCGUACUCCUACUUGACCCCUGCCUCCGCACUAUCACACAUUUAUAUACAGAUGCCUCUAGUAUCGGUCAGGGACUCUUCUUCUUCUCAUCCAAGUCCACAUCAGACUGCUGGCGGGCCAAUUGUCACCAGCUUCACCCACACAAUGCUGCCUCACUGGCCCUUGUUCAAGUCGCUCACGCGCAUCAUCCCCGCAAUGCUGCCUCGAUGGCUGUUGCUCAAGACGCACACGCGCACCAUUCCCGCAAUGCUGCCCCAUUGGCCGUUGCUCAAGACGCACACGCGCACCAUCCCCGCAAUGCCGCCUCGAUGGCCGUUGCUCAAGACGCACACGCGCAUCAUUCCCGCAAUGCCGCCUCGAUGGCCGUUGCUCAAGCCGCACACGCGCACAUCAAUACUAACGAAGUAGACGCCAUCCUACAAGGCUUCCUACUCUUCAUCCACCAUUGGAUUCAUCAUACUCUCGUUAUCCACACGGAUAGCUCCACAGCGCACGCGGGACUAAGAAAGGGCUUCCUUCAUGGUCCACCUAACGCACCCCUCAAGAGCCUGCUUAUACUAGCGGCGGCGAGAGACAUCCAAAUCGUGCCACAUUGGCUCCCUUCCGGGGAAAAUACAUUAGCUGAUGCGCUCUCCCGCAAUAACUUUCAAGAGGUUGCUAACAUUUGUCCCCACUGGCAGGACCUCUCGGUAUUGAACCGCCCGCGUGGUUCUCUUCACGAGCUCCUCAGCUCAAUGCAGGCCACCUAA